Messenger RNA from Rhododendron vialii, 1345 nucleotides. Its product is annotated as agglutinin-like. Lineage: Eukaryota; Viridiplantae; Streptophyta; Magnoliopsida; Ericales; Ericaceae. The transcript is spliced from 5 exons. The record is from RefSeq and is a predicted model, not a curated record. Gene Ontology annotation, molecular function: carbohydrate binding. The coding region runs from base 54 to 1100 and encodes 348 amino acids.
ACUUGAGACUCUGUAGAUAGCAGAGAUCCUCACAAAAGACCCUGAGAAUUCCAAUGGCGAAGGCAGGUAGUGUAGAUGAAGGAUGCAUAUCUAUUGGACCUUGGGGUACUCUACGGGGUGAACCAUGGGCUUACAAAGCCGACGGCCGUGUAACACACAUAAUUCUUGGCCACGGCGUGGUUAUCGAUUCAAUAUCAUUCCGAGCUGAAAGUUGCGAUGGUUCCACACUUGGAUCUUCUAGUGAUAGAUUUGGUGGUCGCGGUGGUGAACGAACUGAGGUUUGCAUCGGUGGCCCGGGUGAGCAUCUCACAGCCAUAAGCCUGACAUUUGGAGAGUUCGCUAGACAAUCAGUCAUCUGGUCACUCAGUUUUCGUACAAAUGUGACCACCUAUGGGCCAUUCGGUACGAAAUCUGGAACUUCUGUAUCCAUUCCAAUGGAAGGUGGAGUCGUUUCUGGAUUCCAUGGACGUGCUGGGAAUUACCUUAAUGCAAUUGGUUUCUAUCUCGCACCGAAAAUCAGGAGUUUUGGGCAAAUUGGAGGCCAACAAUCUGUGGCAGCCCAUCUACAGCAGACUCCGAGUUCCAUGAAUCUGCUUGUUCAACGAGAUCCGGGACCGUGGGGAGCCCAGCGCGGAAGGCAUUGGGAUGACGGCGUUUUCCUAGCGAUAAAGCAAGUCGUUCUUCGAACAGGAUAUGCAGAAACAGCAGCAAAUUCUGCGAGUACUAGUCAUUUAAAACCAGGAAAUAUUGUGAUUCAGGGAAUACAGUUCGAAUACCUGCAAAGAGAUGGGAAGCACUUUACUUCACCAUGGCACGGCAGCCCUUCCGGAGGUCAAUUGCACAAAAUCGAAUUGGAUUCUGCUGUGGGUGAGGUAAUUGUGGCAAUUGAAGGGUUUUAUGGGCCAGUAAAAGGGUCAGAUGGGUUUGAGGUCAUAACAUCAAUAACCAUGUACACAGACAGAAGAAAGUAUGGUCCGUUUGGUGGGAAUGAGACUGGUACACAUUUCUCGCCGACGCCAUCCGGUGGGAAGGCCGUUGGCUUCUUUGGAAGAAGUGGCACCUAUUUGAAUGCAAUAGGAGUUCACAUGGACUACUCUUGAAGCUUCAUUUCUGCGUCAUCCUCUGUAUAUAUGGUCAAUGUGAUAUAUGAACUAUCUCAUUUUCGGUUUGCUUCGCAAUAUGUUUUAUUUGAGCCUGCAAUAUGCAUGUGCUCGUGUCUAAGUGAUUGAUUGUUUUGGUUGAUCCUUGUAUUGUGCAAUGUAAUCUCUUGUAUUACCUCUAGGCUUUGAACGGAAUUUUUCUUGUUUAAAACCGAAUGAAUCGAUCAUUACACUUUAAAUACAAA